Hevea brasiliensis (rubber tree) is the source of this 585-nucleotide messenger RNA. RefSeq lists its product as uncharacterized. NCBI's taxonomy places the organism in Eukaryota, Viridiplantae, Streptophyta, Magnoliopsida, Malpighiales, Euphorbiaceae. The transcript is spliced from 2 exons. The coding region runs from base 1 to 585 and encodes 194 amino acids. The record is from RefSeq and is a predicted model, not a curated record.
AUGGACCAAUUAGCUACUCACAACAAAAUGUUUAAGAACAAAGUUACUCAGGAAGUUAGUUCUUUAAGUAAAGCCAUUGGUAAACUACCUAGUCAGCUAGAGAUGAACCCAAAGGAGCAAUACAAGGCAGUUGCCUUAAAGAGUGGCAAGAUAUUAGAAGACCAUAAACCAAAAGCCAAGCAGAAAACAAUAGAUGAGACUUCUAGUGAAACUGAUACUCAAGUCAAGGGAGAGGAGAUACAUGCUAACAAAGAAGCUCUAUCUCAAAUGUCAUCAUAUGCUAAGUCCUUAAAGGAGAUACUUUCCAACAAGAGGAAGCUUAAUGACUAUGACACAGUGGCUCUCACAAAGGAUCUUAAUGACUAUGAGAUAGUGGCUCUCACAAAGGAAUGUAAUGCAGUCUUGCAGAACAAACUGCCUGUAAAGCUAAAAGAUCUUGGAAGCUUCUCCAUACCUUGUCUCAUUGGCAACAUGAAUAUUGACAAGGUCCUUUCUGACUUGGGAGCAAGUGUUAGUAUUAUGCCCCUAUCUAUUUGUCAAAAGCGGAAUGUUGGAGAGCUUAAACCAACCAUCAUUUCUUUUUAA